ACAGCCGAAGUCUGAAGAAAAAGCAGCCAAGAAAAUUCCCCAUCUUGUAAGAUAGAGAAAUUCCUAUGUUUUGCGUCUGAAUUUGAAUAUGUUCAUCAAGAUUCUCUAUAAGUUAAUUUAACGGACAGGUAUUUGAAGUGAAGUGAUGGAUCAGUUAACAGCUCAGGGACGCCCUUUGCCGCCUCCGUUUCAGGCCAGAGAUCUUCAGCUCCACCACCACCAAUUCCAAAACCGCCAGCAGGAUCUUGAAGAUAAACAAAGCGAAAACAGUAAUAUAAACCGCAGCCUAAAGAGAGAUUGCGACGAAAAUUAUGGUGUUUCCACCACCACCAUCGGUGGAAGCGCCGAGGGGGAAGAGCUAGUGCCCGGCUCCGCCGAAGGGGAAAUGACAAGAAGAACCAGAGGCAGACCCGCCGGUCCAAAGAACAAAUUAAAACCCCCUGUAAUUAUCAAUCGAGACAGUGCAAAUGCACUCAGAUCCCAUGUCAUGGAGGUUGCUAAUGACUGCGAUAUUCAAGAAAGUGUCUCCACUUUCGCCACACGGCGGCAGAGAGGUGUUUGCAUUCUGAGUGGUAGUGGCUCUGUGAAUAAUGUCACUCUAAGACAUCCUUCUGCAACAAGCUCAGUGGUGACACUGCAUGGAAGAUUCGAAAUCCUAUCCAUUUCUGGUUCCUUUUUGCCACCUCCGGCGCCGCCUGCUGCGUCAGGACUGACCAUAUAUCUCUCCGGCGGACAAGGCCAAGUAGUCGGGGGAAAUGUUGUGGGGCCACUUUUCGCUUCCGGCCCCGUGGUUAUUAUGGCAGCAUCAUUUGGUAAUGCAGAAUAUGAAAGGUUACCUCUAGAGGAUGAAGAACCACCAAUGGCGGAGGCGCCAGGCGGCGGAGCCAUUGGAUCACCUCCAGGAAUUAUUGGCCAGCACGGGCAACAGCUUAUGCCUGAUCAUGACACAAAUCUUUUUCAUGAGAUGCCUUCAAAUCUCCUUAAUUCAAACCAAUUACCCACCGAAGCUUGCUGGGGGACAGGUCGCCUUCCUUUUUAGCAAGAUUUCUUUGCAUUCUUCUUAAUUUCUUUUGAAACUAGUUUUUCUCAUGGUAUCAUCUGGUAAUUAAUCUGUCUUUAGUUCAAAAGGGAUGUACAAAUUCAUGAUUUUUUUUUCCCUACAGUUAGUAGUGGAAUUUGAGGACUCUUUUUUCCUCACCGGUUGCAUUUCAA
Molecule: messenger RNA, 1212 nt
Organism: Olea europaea var. sylvestris
Lineage: Eukaryota; Viridiplantae; Streptophyta; Magnoliopsida; Lamiales; Oleaceae
Product: AT-hook motif nuclear-localized protein 22-like
Exons: 1
Coding region: 146-1039 (297 amino acids)
Biological process (GO): vegetative to reproductive phase transition of meristem
Cellular component (GO): nucleus
Molecular function (GO): minor groove of adenine-thymine-rich DNA binding; DNA-binding transcription factor activity
Source: RefSeq, a predicted model, not a curated record